GUACAAUAUUCGACUUUUGCGUUACAUGUGACCUAGAUGGUUAACCUGGCGCAGUUAACAUGUUUAUAGUAUCGUUGGCCAACGAGAACUCACUCCACCGAUUUCAGUUUUGUUGAUUCUUGGAAAUUGAAACAUUUGAAGUAUGUCUACCGAAACGUUCAGCAUAAAGAAUGCUGAUAUGCCUGAAGAAAUGAGAAAGGAUAUCGUACGUAUCUGUCUCGAAGCUGUAAAACAACAUAAAAUUGAGAAAGAUAUUGCUGGUCAUAUCAAGAAAGAAUGUGAUCAAAAACAUUUACCUUCUUGGCAAUGUAUUGUUGGAAAAAAUUUCGGAAGUUACGUCACACACGAAUCAGGCUAUUUCGUGUAUAUGUAUGCGGGUGGAAACGCUAUCUUACUUUAUAAAGCCGGUUGACGGGAUUCAACAACGCUGUGAAAGUACAUGUUAUGCAAUGACAAUAAUAGUAAUGUAAAAUAAUAAAUGUUUCAAAUAAGAUUAAAAGAUAUUCAUCUUUUGUGACCAGACCUUCAAAAAAUAUGACUUCCGUUUUGUGCUUAUGGAUCGCGUUCAAGUGAUGAGUAAACCAUUACAUGAAAGCAGUCUGAGUUUCAUCUUAAAAAUCAUCGUUGUUUACCGGAUAACAGAUAUGGAAAGAGCGAAAGACGACAAAUGUAGAAGUUAUAACUCAGUUUGGAUAUUUGUGUCUAAUAAUGUAAUAUAGUUCAUGCCACUUAAGCUAUAUAAAAAACGGGUUUCGUCACUUUGGUAAUAUGAACUGACUGUUACGUGCAAUAACAAGUAAUACAUUGGACACUGUUAUUCAUGGCAAACAAAAGAUGAGUUUAGAGAAAGGACAUUAGUGCUUCACAGACAACAAAGAACAAAACAGAUAAAUACCAACAUAGUUGUUCCACAGAUUGAAGCAAGCUGAGUUCGAAAUUAGGAAUUACUCAGCCAUUGUUUGAACCAUCAAAUAUUCUUGAAGGCAGAGUGUGUAGUAUAGCUGCAACCUUGGAUCGUGUGCUUUCCUCAUAAAGUUGUGAUGGCAUGGUAUAACGCUGACAACUGCGAUUACUAGGAUUCCAGAUGAAUGAAGUACCGAUCAGUUAGACCUGGAAAAUGAGUAACAAAAGCGAACGGCAGGAGAAAUUCGAAAUGGGAGCACAAAAUUACUGCGUAGAAGUAUAUCAGGCGCGAUAUGUAUAGGUGAGUUCAUUGUACUGACCACGGAAGUUACUCAGUGAGGUGUCUUAAACCGAUUGUUCAAAUGAAGAAGAUGAAGGUGCAUAUUAAAGCAGUGAAAACAAAACUGGAGCCGAAGAUAUCACUAUGGAAUAGAGAGAAAAAGGGAGCUGGAACCAGUUAUUCGCUUAUGUGCAGAAAACUUACGCAUCAAAGUUAAUUGCAGUCAUAAACAUUUAAAUAAAACC
Molecule: messenger RNA, 1428 nt
Organism: Heterobilharzia americana
Lineage: Eukaryota; Metazoa; Platyhelminthes; Trematoda; Strigeidida; Schistosomatidae
Source: the annotation of a GenBank genome assembly